AUGCUGUGGAAUGCACGCCUCGUCGAUUCGGCCGAGACGUCACGUACACAAACCGAGAGACGUGGAUCAAAAGGGAGGCACGUCAGCCGCGCGCGUUGAUGAUGAUGAACUUCGCCAGCUUUGAGCUUGGACCCCUUCGAUGAUCGGCUCGGGACCUAUCAUAAGUGGCUGCCGGCCUCGAAAACGGUCAGGCUCAACAAGGAUCGGCGUCUGUCAUGCGUAUGCUGCAAUUGUUGGAAUCCGCACCAUUGGCGGAGACCGGACUGACCGGACCCUUGACCAGCUCACACCGAGUCAGACGCAACAUUCGAACCUGCUCUUCCUCUCGCAUCCAUCGCUCGCUCUUUCCAUUGGCUAUGCGAUGUUCACCUACCGCACCAAUUUGGGCCGCCCGAAUACGCGUGACGGUUCCGUCCAUCAACACGUCUGCGUGCAUCUCAUCUUGCCGAUGCCUUCGCCCGUCUCGCUUCUUGAAAAGGAUCCUCCCGACAGCGGUGGCGCAGGUCAUGGCGAGCUUUUCGAGUGA
Molecule: messenger RNA, 526 nt
Organism: Microbotryum saponariae
Lineage: Eukaryota; Fungi; Basidiomycota; Microbotryomycetes; Microbotryales; Microbotryaceae
Source: the annotation of a GenBank genome assembly